Molecule: messenger RNA, 2315 nt
Organism: Sorghum bicolor (sorghum)
Lineage: Eukaryota; Viridiplantae; Streptophyta; Magnoliopsida; Poales; Poaceae
Product: peroxidase 31-like
Exons: 1
Coding region: 1096-2133 (345 amino acids)
Biological process (GO): response to oxidative stress; hydrogen peroxide catabolic process
Molecular function (GO): heme binding; peroxidase activity
Source: RefSeq, a predicted model, not a curated record
AGAGCACGCUUAAGCGCGUAUUUCAUUAAGCAGUAGAUAGUUCGAAGGACAAGUUACAAGGUAACACCGAUGUUACCCCCUCGAGCAGAACUCCAAGACAAGCGAGUAAUCCCCUAUAUAUACAGUAAGUACUCCUAACAAAUUACGUACUUACUUACCAAUGUACCAUGACAGUAAGCAUAACCUCAGCUAUCGUAACGGCACGCAAAGAAUGCUGCUUUGGACGGGAGCUCCCGGGAUGGAAAUGGAUACCUCCACACGCCAACGCCAUGGGGAGCUCGUGCAUGUGCAGGGCCUCCUACAUACUCCGCGUGCACCGGGCCGGCCGGCUCGGAUGCCCUAUGGCUCCAGUCCAAAAUUUGUUGCGCGCCCGCACUGUGGCCAUGAGACACGGUUGGUACGUUGGAGCCACUCCGCUUUAUUGCUGCUCCUGCCUGUGUCCGCCUGGUCCUCACCACGAUUCGCCAUAAAACCAGAUGGAAUGACAACGGAAUUUGGUUCUGCACUACUACAAGUCUACAAGAAAAAAGUUCAUCAGUGCUGCUGCCGCCCUAUCCCCGCCCCUUGUUUCUCCUGGGAGGGCAAUACUAGCUUCUUCUGAAAUUACUGCACCCCCCGUAGUAGAGCGAGAGCGACACGACGGAAUUGGGGGACGCUCUGAAUUGCUAAACUCAAAUCACAACUGAUGGCUGAUGCCUACCAUGAGCAGAUUUUUAACCCGGCAACUAGAGGGACCAUUGCACCAAACAACACUAUUCAGUACAGAAAAUUACUACUCCGGCCGUCACUAAUCUACCGCAGCUAGAGAAAACAAAUGCAAAAAUGCACAACAUCCGUCCGUCGUCCUGCUCCUGCCGCCUCGAGCUUCCAAACCACCACCGCACCGCACUCCUUCCCCCCUUAAACCCCGCAAUCAAUUCACUCCGUCACUAAUCCUCCACCCCCACCUCCCCUUCUCUCUCCACCACCUUUCCCUUCCCCACCCCUCCCAAAUCGAGCCAGCCAGCCAGGGGCACGCACCACCACCGUCACCUCACCGCCGCCGUCGCCUUUACUCUCUCACACACACUCCCCCCCAAGCUCUAGCUUUCGCCCAUGGGCGCGCCGCUGCUCCGCCGCCGCCUCCUGCUGUCCCUCGCGCUCCUGGCCGCCUGCUGCGCCGCGGUGGGGACAGCGGCGGCGGCGAAAGCGAAAGCGCCCAGGCUGUCGCCCAACUACUACCGCCACAGCUGCCCGCGGGUGCAGCGGAUCGUGUCGGACGUCAUCGCGGCGAAGCAGCGCGCCAACCCGUCGACGGCGGCGGGCACGCUGCGGCUCUUCUUCCACGACUGCUUCGUCAACGGCUGCGACGCCUCCGUGCUGGUCUCCCCGCUCUCCUCCACCGCGGCCCCGGAGCGCGCGGCGGAGAUCAACCUCUCCCUGCCCGGGGACGCCUUCGACGCCGUGGCCCGCGCCAAGGCGGCGCUGGAGUCCGCCUGCCCCGGCGUGGUGUCCUGCGCCGACGUCCUGGCGCUGGCGGCGCGGGACCUCGUGGGGAUCCUUGGCGGGCCACGGUUCCCCGUCGCGCUGGGCCGCCGCGACUCCGCCCGCUCCGAGGCGCGCGACGUGGAGGGCAACCUGCCACGCACCAACAUGUCGGCGCGCGCCAUGGUGCGGCUCUUCGCGGGCAAGGGGCUCUCGGCCCGGGAGAUGGUGGCGCUGGCCGGCGCCCACACCGUGGGCUUCUCCCACUGCGCCGAGUUCGCGCACCGCAUCUACGGAUACCGGGGCCCGGGCGCCGCCGGCGCCGGGGCCGGCCACGACCCGCGGCUCAACCCGGAGUUCGCCCGCGCGCUGCAGCGCUCCUGCGCGGGGUACCGGACCGACCCCACCGUCUCCAUCUUCAACGACAUCGUCACGCCCAGUGAGUUCGACGAGGCAUACUACAAGAACCUGCCCCACGGGCUGGGCCUGCUCGCCUCCGACGCCGCCAUCUGGGAGUACCCGCCCACCAGGGUGUUCGCGCAGCGGUACUCCGCCAACCGCACCGCCUUCUUCGAGGACUUCGCCGCCGCCAUGCAGAGGCUCGGCGCCGUCGGCGUCAAGACCGGGCGCCAGGGCGUCGUCAGACGCCGCUGCGACGCGCUCGACUGAGUCAGGCGUUCGCCGACGGCGUUGCUUGGGUGUGGCAUUGGGUCGAUCGGUGAUUGUAAGGGUUCGAAUUCGAUAGCUUUAGGAUUCGAUUAUGGGAGGGGCUCUUGUCUGUACUUGAAAACUGAGGGCAAGCUAAUUCUGAAUUGCAUAUUUGCAUACCAAUGGGGUUACAUUUUGACAGA